AGAGGACAUUUAGAUGUGGGACGCAGCGUGUUUUUCACCUUGCUGCUCACUCAUCUGGACGGCUUUCGGGAAGGGGUCCUGUUCAGACUUUCAGGAAUACAGCGAUCAUCCGGUUUGCUGCCCGCCGCGUGUUUUCCCAUGAGUCCCGGAGUCUGUUGCAUAGCUGUGCAUCUCCUGCGGUGCACUCGGACUGCUCUUAUAGUCUCAGUGAAGAGCGUGGGCUGAAGAAAACCCCCCUCUGCCCGUCAUCAGCCUGAGGAGAAACACCGCUGAGGGUCAGCUAAGAACAGUGGAGAGGAAAGAGGCAAAACGAGAGAAGAGUGAAGGGCAAAGCAGCACCGCACAGGUUAAGAAGAGCAUCAAGCGCCGGCACAGACGGGAUCAGCUGCUGUUGGGAAAGAGAGCGAGAGUUUAAGAAAGAGAGAGGCAGGAGCACUUUGAAUUUCUGAACUCUGAAAUAGGGACUCUUCUGCUUUUGAGAUCCAACUCAGAACUGCAUUCUGAUUCUCUUGGACUUCCAGGACAAGCUGUGUCAGUUUCCCCUGCUCAAGAUCCUUUGCAGCUAACAGUCAUGCAGGUGUCCUUCGCGUGUACGGAUCACGGGUUGAAGGCCCCGCGCACCAGCGAGCCGAACAAGCAGAACACGUCGAGUCCGAACACGGCCAGCGCGGCACGGGCACGGUUCCGAACGGUGGCUCUGAUUGCUCGUAGCCUGGGCUCCUUCACGCACAGGCACCACAUUUCCCUGAAGGAGUCCACUGGAAAACUCACCGGCAUGAAGUACAGGAAUCUUGGGAAGUCAGGACUGCGAGUGUCAUGCCUUGGACUUGGCACAUGGGUGACAUUCGGGGGGCAGAUUUCAGAUGAGGUGGCAGAGCAGCUGAUGACUAUAGCCUAUGAAAACGGGGUCAACCUCUUUGACACUGCAGAGGUCUACUCAGCUGGGAAGGCUGAAAUAAUCCUAGGAAACAUUAUCAAGAAGAAGUGUUGGAGGAGAUCCAGUCUGGUCAUCACUACUAAACUGUACUGGGGAGGAAAGGCAGAGACAGAGCGUGGGCUCUCGAGGAAGCACAUUAUUGAAGGUCUGAGGGGUUCUUUGCAGAGGUUACAGCUGGAAUAUGUGGAUGUGGUUUUCGCCAAUCGCCCUGACAGCAACACACCUAUGGAGGAGAUAGUGAGAGCCAUGACGCAUGUCAUUAACCACGGUAUGUCCAUGUACUGGGGCACAUCACGCUGGUCAGCUAUGGAGAUCAUGGAGGCGUAUUCUGUAGCGAGGCAGUUUAAUCUGAUUCCACCUGUGUGUGAACAGGCCGAGUAUCAUUUAUUUCAGAGGGAUAAAGUGGAGAUGCAACUGCCAGAGCUUUACCAUAAGAUUGGUGUUGGAGUAGUGUCCUGGUCUCCCCUGGCCUGUGGCAUCAUCACAGGAAAAUAUGAAAAUGGCAUCCCAGAAUCUUCCAGAGCCUCUUUGAAGCCGUAUCAGUGGCUGAAGGAGAAGAUUCUGAGUGAGGAUGGCAGAAAGCAGCAGGCGAAGCUUAAGGAAUUGACCCACAUUGCUGAGAGGCUCAGCUGUACCCUGACACAACUUGCCAUCGCCUGGUGCCUCCGUAAUGAAGGAGUGAGUUCGGUUCUCCUGGGGACCUCCAACCCUGCACAGCUCACUGAAAACCUGGGGGCGAUACAGGUUCUUCCAAAGAUCACCACUCAAGUGGCCUCGGACAUCGACAAAGUCCUGGGUAACCGUCCCCACAGUAAGAAGGACUACCAUCACUAGGCCUUUCUGUGAACCUGUAAGCCUUGAGACUCAGGAUCCCGUGCCAGCCCUAUUGUGUCGGCGGGUGUCCACAGUGUGUGAUUCUUCCCACCAUUGUGUGUCUAUGUCAACUUCUUCUGCAGAGAGCCAUUGUUACCAUUACAGUAGAAAUGCUAAAGUGUUAUGCAUGCUUCUGUUCGACCUAAACCUGAGCUCAACCUUGCAUUAAAAUCUCUGUGGAGAGACACCUGCCUGUGAAGCACAGAAGCUCCUGGACUCCCUCAUCCAUGGGGUUUUGCAUACAGCUGUCCAUCACCCAUAUGUGCCAAAGUGAACCUGGUCUUGACCCUUGACCUCUGGAUAUUCAUUCUGAAAAGGGGCGAAUGACAGGCCCUGCUUACUGUCUAUUAAAAAAAAAGUAAGGAAAACACACUGCAUAUCGCACUGAGAAUGUAAUGGCAAAGAACUGUGAUGUAUGGCAGAGCAUGUGGAGUUGAACUGUGUAAGAUGUGUGCAUUAGUAAAAAUGUGUUGGAUUAAAAAGCCAUCAACAGCAAAGUGGGCUGUUAUGAUGUUUAAAUGUUCUCCAAAAAGUUGCUCCAUCCAUCGUUGUUAGACUGUUUGUGUAUGUUCCCUCUGUAAUCCCUACAAUUCGUGUCAUGUCUAAUCUGUUCAAUAAUUUCUUAUUUCUCCAUUUUAAAUGAACAUUAUAUAAGAAACUUAGUUUGUUUAAAUGCUUUUCCAGUGAUAAAGUUGAUAAACACUGGUUAAAGACUUAAAUGCUUGCUGCUGUUUUUGGUAAGUUUUGAACUGCUAAGCAGUACAUACUUGAAGCCGGAGAGAGAUAAACUGCACAACUACUGUAAGCAACUAGAAUGUCCAAGGAGUGACAAAAUGAGUCGAAAUGUUUACAAACAUGAAAAUGAGGAAGCUGUUAAUGAAUGAGUUGUGCAGAGUGCUUUUAACAUCAAAAUAAAAAUGUGCAUC
Molecule: messenger RNA, 2736 nt
Organism: Rhinichthys klamathensis goyatoka
Lineage: Eukaryota; Metazoa; Chordata; Actinopteri; Cypriniformes; Leuciscidae
Gene: kcnab1b
Product: potassium voltage-gated channel subfamily A regulatory beta subunit 1b
Exons: 14
Coding region: 572-1771 (399 amino acids)
Biological process (GO): potassium ion transport; negative regulation of delayed rectifier potassium channel activity; transmembrane transport
Cellular component (GO): voltage-gated potassium channel complex; extrinsic component of cytoplasmic side of plasma membrane; membrane
Molecular function (GO): transmembrane transporter binding; potassium channel regulator activity; voltage-gated potassium channel activity
Source: RefSeq, a predicted model, not a curated record